This is a messenger RNA of Capsella rubella, 1583 nucleotides long. Its product is annotated as F-box protein At1g30790. The transcript is spliced from 2 exons. The record is from RefSeq and is a predicted model, not a curated record. The coding region runs from base 250 to 1395 and encodes 381 amino acids. Lineage: Eukaryota; Viridiplantae; Streptophyta; Magnoliopsida; Brassicales; Brassicaceae. Gene Ontology annotation, molecular function: protein binding.
UGUACUAUGAAGAUUCAUUAAUUUUAUGACAUUUAACUCUAAAUCAAAGUGAAACUUGCUUUUAAGCCUUUAACAGACUUUGGUUUUGCUUGAUUAACCAUUUAAGGAAAAGACUAAACCGAAUCAAACCUAACCUAAACCCGAUUUCAACUAGUGAACCACAAACCCGACCCGAUAAAGACCCAACUUCUACUUCUCUCUCUCGAGAGAGAGGGAUCAGAGAGAAAGAGCAAGACGGUGGAAGAGACGAUGACAACCGCCGGAUAUAACUUCCCUCUUGAUCUGACGAUCGAGAUCCUGCUAAGAUUGCCGGCGAAAUCUCUCUUCAGAUUCAGAUCUGUUUCGAAGACAUGGUGUUCCAUCAUCCGUAGCCGACAAUUCGCCAGCGAGUUCAUGUCCCUGUCUCUGUCUAGACCUCGUCUUCUCUUUACUUUCAAUAACUGUUGUGACACUCGAUUGUUGUUCUUCUCCUCACCUCAUCAAAGCUGUUACCUUUCAUCAUCACCCUCUUCAAUGUUAGCUUCCAAAAAGAACUUUUUAACGAUGCCCAUAGUUAUGUCUUCCUUUGACAUAGUCUUGAGUAAUUCAGUUCGUGGCUUCAUCUGUUCUUCUCUCCGGGGUAAGUUCGUGGUGUGUAAUCCAAACACUAGACAAGUCAUACACUUGGGCGAGAAUAGCUUUGAAUCUGAUUAUGAUUGUUAUAUGUACUUGGGAUACGACCCAAGCAACGAUCAAUACAAGGUAUUGCGCCUGACGAUGAACACGCGCUCUCAUUCACCUGUUGAACAUAGUGUAUGCACGUUGGGAGGUGGUGAACCAUCUUUAUACUCAUGGAGGAACAUCAAAAGCAGUGUCAUUUACUAUGAUUGUAUGCAUAAUGGAGUCUGCAUUGAUGGGGUUGUGUACUAUGAAGCUAGCUUGAAAGUGGAAUAUGGUAACGCUAGUAUGAGAGUGAGUAGUUUUGAUGUUGGGUCCGAGCAGAUUCGUCCUAUGAAAACACCUGAACAUUUUGGUGGUUUCCUUCUAACAAACUACCUUGGGAAGUUAGCUGCGUACCAUGAUGUUGAUGAUGGUUAUUUUGCUUUGUGGGUUCUUGAUGAUGUCAAGAAUCAAGUUUGGACAAAGAAGGUUUGUGUAUUUCCUUCUUUUACCUUUACAAUGUUGUGGGACUUGGACUUGCGCUUUGCAGGGAUCACUGCUGCUGGAGAGGUGGUCUAUGCUCCACUCUACUUUUGUGAUCCUUUUGAGGUUUUCUGCUACGAUGUAGAGAAGAAGAUGGAAAGAAGAGUUAGAGUUGAAGGACUCGUAGAUGAUGUUUAUGAAGGUUCUACUUUCAAACGUCGUUUUCAUACCUCUUUAUUAUGUUGCUAUGUCGACAAUAUUAUGAUUUUGUAGCUCUCUGUUUUAUUGGGGUGACCACUGUAUCCCUUUCAAGCUUCUCUGUUACUACUAUGUAUGUAUAAUAUAGAAGAGAGUUAAAGAACUAUUAAGUAAAGGUCUUUGUGUUUGUCUGUGUCAUGUUAAUAAUAAUGCUUCCUUGUUUAAUUAAGGGUUCUGUUUAAUUAAAGGAUUGUUCGAUUUCA